CUAAGCGUCAGUAGAAGGUGGAAGGAUAAAGUGUGUUUAGGUAAAGGCGAGAAAAGAGACACCGACUUUAAGAGUUAGCUUUGUUUUAUGAUCGGGUUUCAGUAAAAAAAAAAAAAAAAAAAAGAAGGACUAGCAGAAGAAAAGGCGGAUAUAAGAGACGACAGAAGGAAUAAUAAGUUUUCUUUGGAUUAAACUGAACUGAGUUUCUGUACAAGAUGGCGUCAGUGAGUGACCCCCGGCAGACACAGGUUCAGAAGGAUGCGGCUGACCAGAACUUUGACUACAUGUUUAAACUACUCAUCAUUGGUAACAGCAGCGUUGGGAAGACCAGCUUCCUGUUCCGCUACGCAGAUGACUCGUUCACCUCGGCAUUCGUCAGCACCGUUGGCAUCGACUUCAAAGUUAAAACUGUGUACCGCAAUGAGAAACGUAUCAAACUCCAGAUCUGGGACACUGCAGGUCAGGAGAGAUAUCGUACCAUCACCACAGCCUACUACAGAGGAGCAAUGGGCUUCCUGCUGAUGUAUGACAUCACCAACCAAGAGUCCUUCUAUGCUGUACAGGACUGGGCAACUCAGAUUAAGACAUACUCGUGGGACAAUGCUCAAGUUAUUCUGGUUGGAAAUAAAUGUGACCUAGAGGAUGACAGGCUGGUGGCCACAGAAGAUGGACAGAGACUAGCUAAUGAGUUAGGGUUCCAGUUCUUUGAGGCAAGUGCAAAAGACAACAUCAAUGUAAAGCAGGUUUUUGAGCGGCUUGUUGAUAUUAUCUGUGACAAGAUGAACGAGAGCAUGGAUGGACAGCCUAGCCCACUGGCCAAUCACAAAGGACCCAGUCUAGAGGACACACCCACUAACAGCCAAAAUGGCUGCUCAUGUUAAUAAUUGCUCUCACACAUAGACACAUACACACACACACACACACACACACACUCACAUCGAUGACAUGCACAUAUGCUUUGCCCAACAUAGCCACACUCUACCAUUAGUACUAAUGCAGCAAAUUGUACAGUGCAAGUGUAUAGUACAUGUACACACACACACACACACACACACACACAUACAGCUGGACUUACCUCAGGUCCAAUAUUUGUCUUUAUUUAUUAAAUCCUAAUCCAAUUUCAACCUUAUAAUCCUUCAAAUUUUUACACAUUAUGAAUUCUGCAGAAAAAGGCUGCACACCUUAUUCUCUGAAACAGGAGACAAUUAAACUAUACACAGGUUUAUAAAGCUAAGAUUAAAAUUUAAGAACACUGAAAUACCAAAACGCUCAUUACUAAUCAUGAGCAAAUACAACAUUUGAUUUGAUUUGACUAUUACUAGUAAUAAUAAUAUUAUAAAUAUGAUAAUGGGUCAUAAUAAUCAUUUCUGUACUAAUGGAAUAGCUGGGAAAUCUCUGUUCCUGGGAGCUAAGAAGGCUUCAGACUUCAUACAUUAUUUUCUUAUUUUAAAGGUUCAGUCAAUAAUUUUGAGAGGAAUUAACACAGCUGGGUGUUUUUUCAAACUCAAUACAUAUAAAUAAACACAACUCCACCCUUCUGUGGUCUCACUAAAGCCAAGAGCUUAACAAGAGCGUAUUAAAUAUUAAUGUCCCACAUAUUUUAUUUGUUUGUUUUUUCUAAAUUUCCUGAUCUUAUUAUAUCAAUGUUAGCAGUUUGGAAGCUUUUCUCCAAACAAUGUGUCUAUAAGUAAGUUUUUUCUUUUAUUCGGGUAGAUACAUCUCUAAUACAGACCAGCGCAUUAAUAUCACAUGUUUACUCUUUACAUCCAUAGACAGUUUUUUUUUUGUUUUUUUUUUUUUUGGCUACAGCAUUUAAAAAGUUGCAGGUAAUUGGAGGUUGUGAUAGAUUUCAAAACCAAAGAUUCAUAUGAAUGUAUUUUCCAACUUGAUGAUUGACUGAUAGUAUCAAAUUAGGUCAGAUCAGAUACAAAAAGUUCAAGAAAUUUAAUUUUUCAGGCAUUUCAGACAGCUCAUACUGUAUUUGUAAAGUUUUUUACGCCUCCUUGUGGACACUGAAUGUAACUGCUGUGUAUCUCUGAUUCAGAGUUGUGAACUGUUUGAACUCAAAUCUAGGAGGCUGAAACACACAUGGUUUUCUUUCUCAAGUUCAUCUUAUUCGUUUCAUGCUACUAAUUAAGUGAAAAGUGGUGAUAUGGUGUGAUGGUACGUAUAGGGAAAAACAUGCAAAGUUCUGUGUGAUCUAGAAAACUUUCUAAAGUUGUGUAUAUGCUGUUAUAGUAAGUUGUGAAUUGCAUCGUGAAGUAUUGACUGUCUCUUAUAAAGGACUUUUUAAUGCAAAGUAUCCUAAUAUAAUGUUAUCUGAAAUCAAGCAUCCUAUAAUAUUCCAAUCAAACAAUAUAUUUAAAUAAAUUAUAUUAAAUUGCUUAAUGUGGCACUGUCACAUAAAAUUUGAUUAGAAAUGACAAGAUUCUGGACUCUUGAAGAAAUCCAAGCUGAGUGGUUUCUUCAUUUUUUUGGCAAAAAGCAAUAAAGCUACUGCACUGGCAAUUUUCAUUGCACUAGCAGUCCAACAAACCCUUUACAGUGUAUUUAACACCUCAGCGCUACAGAAUGUACUCAGUUUGCAUUUCAGUACACUUUGGUUCUCUUUAAAAUGUAUUACGUACAUGAUAAGCUAAUUAAUUGCACUGUACCCUAAAAUAAACUUGUGCCAGAUUAAAGUGUUUUAAAGGAGUAAUAUCAUCCUUAUUAGAACAUACUGUUCUUUUGGGAUAGGGGAGUUUUCUGAUAUCAAUGUUGCACACGUAAUUUCUAUCACUGUGUCAGGUAUAAGCCAUUUAAUAAUUCAAGGAAAAAUGCUAAAAGAUCUCUGUGCUUCUGUUAGACAUUUACUGCAGUAAAGUUUCAUAGUAAAUGAUCAGGUUAUUGAGAUGUAUAGGUUCAGGCAUUGUAGCUCACACGAGAUCCAGACUAUUAUGUAAGCAAAAUGAGGUCAAAAUCAGAAUCUGUACAAAUUAUACGUUGAUCUAGUAUCAGUAUGUGGACUGUCAAUUCAAAUAAACAACAAACUAAGGCAAAGCA
Tachysurus vachellii is the source of this 3042-nucleotide messenger RNA. It is a transcript of the gene rab3da, whose product is annotated as RAB3D, member RAS oncogene family, a. Gene Ontology annotation, biological process: protein secretion; protein localization to plasma membrane; regulation of exocytosis. The coding region runs from base 216 to 881 and encodes 221 amino acids. The record is from RefSeq and is a predicted model, not a curated record. Gene Ontology annotation, cellular component: plasma membrane; synaptic vesicle; endosome. The transcript is spliced from 5 exons. Gene Ontology annotation, molecular function: GTPase activity; GTP binding. Lineage: Eukaryota; Metazoa; Chordata; Actinopteri; Siluriformes; Bagridae.